This is a messenger RNA of Salvelinus namaycush (lake trout), 9939 nucleotides long. RefSeq names its product nucleosome-remodeling factor subunit BPTF-like. Bases 200 to 9133 code for a protein of 2977 amino acids. Gene Ontology annotation, cellular component: NURF complex. The transcript is spliced from 30 exons. Lineage: Eukaryota; Metazoa; Chordata; Actinopteri; Salmoniformes; Salmonidae. The record is from RefSeq and is a predicted model, not a curated record. Gene Ontology annotation, biological process: regulation of transcription by RNA polymerase II. Gene Ontology annotation, molecular function: RNA polymerase II cis-regulatory region sequence-specific DNA binding.
UGGCGGCUGCGACCGAUCAGAAGCGGGACGCCAACUAUUCGUUUUGAGCUUUCUCACGUAAACCGAGACCGGGGCUUUACGGGACUACUUCUUUGGAAUCUACGCAAAUCAAGCUUUCUGGCGGUACCCGUUUUUCUGGGUUCUGUGAAGGCUAAAUAAACGCAAAAAUUGAAAUAGAAAAUAAUAGCUUUUAUAUAUAAUGAGGGGGAAAAGAGGCAGGCCGCCCAAAACCCUGCGGAUGCAGGAGCCUUCAUCCGAGCCGGAGCGUGGCUUGAGACCCAGGAGGGAGUUGAGGGCAAAGGGGAGAGGUAGUGCCGAGGUCGAUUUUGAGAGUCCCAAGAGGGGAAAUAACUCAUCAUCGAGGGGCAGGAGAAAAGUGGGAUCAUCUCGCGGUAGGGGCAGAGGUGGUGGUGGCAGAGGUACUAGGGGCAGACGGUCAAUCGCUAGAUCUGUGGUUUAUGAUGAUCAUGAAAGUGAUGAAGAUGAUGAUGCUGUGAGUUUGAGAUCUGAGGAGGACGAGUUGAUAGAGGAAGAGACGAUAACAGACGAGGAAGAAGAGGCCCUCAACGAGGAGUCAGACCCGCUUGAGGAAAUACUCGAGGAGGAUGAUGAUGCCAGCUACUGUACUGAAAGCAGCUUUCGGAGUCAGAGCACUCAUGGCAGCACUCCGGGGCGGAAGAGGACGCGGGUGCACUGCCCUCGCUCGCCCAUCUUUGAGGAAAAGGAGAUCCCUCCUCUGGAGCUGCCCAGAACCUCUAAGGACCUCACGGUGCCCAGCGAGGAACUGCUCAACGUGUCCUCCAUCUACGAGGUCCUGCGCAACUUCAGCACGGUGCUGCGGCUCUCUCCCUUCCGCUUUGAGGACUUCUGUGCUGCGCUGGUAGGCCAGGAGCAGUGCACGCUGAUGGCAGAGACCCACACUGCCCUGCUGAAGGCCAUCCUGCGUGAAGAGGACACCUCCAACACCACGUUCGGUCCUGCUGACCUCAAGGACAGCGUCAACUCCACCCUCUACUUCAUUGAUGGUAUGACGUGGCCCGAGGUGGUCCGUGCCUACUGCGAGAGCGACCAGGAGUACCACCAUGUCCUGCCCUACCAGGAGGUGGAGGACUACCCCUACGGCCCUCUGGACAGUAAGAUCAAGGUGCUGCAGUUCUUGGUGGAUCAGUUCCUCACCACCAACAUCGCCCGUGAGGAGUUGAUGUCAGAGGGGGUGGUGCAGUAUGAUGACCACUGCAGGGUGUGCCACAGAUUGGGGGACCUGCUGUGCUGUGAGACCUGCUCUGCAGUCUACCACCUGGAGUGUGUGAAGCCGCCGCUGGUAGAGGUGCCGGAGGACGAAUGGCAGUGUGAGAUCUGCGUGGCACACAAGGUGCCCGGGGUCACAGACUGUGUGACAGAGAUGCAGAAGAGCAAACCCUACAUCCGCCAGGAGCCCAUCGGCUACGACCGCCACCGGAGGCAAUACUGGUUCCUAAACCGAAGGAUAAUUGUUGAGGAGGACGGGGAGCAUGAGAAGAAGAAGAUCUGGUACUACAGCACAAAGGUCCAGCUGGGAGAACUGAUAGAGUGUCUAGACAAGGAGUACUGGGAAAACGACCUGUGUGCCGUCCUCGAGGAGAUGAGAGAGGAGGUGCACACUCACAUGGACAUCACUGAGGACCUCACCAACAAGGCCCGCGGCAACAACAAGGCCUUCCUCACGGCAGCCAACGAUGAGAUCCUGGAGCGUGUGCAGGGCAGGCAGGAACGGCGAGCAGCGGAGCAGGCAGAGAAGGCCACUACAGACACCACCAAGAUAGAGGAAGAGACCCCCACACACUGCUCUCCACUACCAGACCACAGAGAGCUCCAAGACCCCGAGUAUAAAGAGGACGCAAGCUCACAAGGGAAGACUGGAGUUGCUCUUCUAUCAGUUGCAGCUCCCCCUGCUGGAGAAGAGAACACCACCGUCCACCUCCCUAAGCCUGGCUCGUCCACCCAGGACGGCACUCUCCCUAGACAUGAACCCCCUAAGCCUGCUGAGGUGUCCUGCUCUGCCGUCUCUGAGAGCAGGGAGAGUGGGGAGGCCUCCAUGGAGCCUGAGCAGGAGAGGCCAGAUGAUAAGCCUGUAGACUCAGAGUCCCAUGGAGAGGAGGACCCCUCUGCCCAGUGCCAGCCUACUCCCACACCACAACACCCUGGAGACGAGAACAGCAACAGCAGCCACAUCUCAGCGCCUGGGGUCCUCAGGAGGCCUGAAGAGCCAAACCUCGCUGACAGGUCCUCUCAAUCCUCCAUCACCAGCCAGGACGACACGGGUGAAGGCAAGGAGAGUGGGAAUGGUGAGUGGUCAGUGUCUGGACGGACUAACAAUCACAUAGUGACUCGUCUGCGUAACCCGGACAGCAAGCUGAGCCAGCAGAAGACCCAGGGAGAUGGCAGCCCUACAUCCAGGGACAGCAAGGAGACAUCUCCUCCCAGCUCUGAGAGUGAAGUGGCUCGUCUGGCUACUGUGAAGAAAGAAUUGACGGCGAAGGGCAACCUGAACAACUUCUUCAAGCUGGGCCAGGAGGGCAAGUUCCGAGUCUACCACAACCAGUUCAGCACCAACACACUGGGCCUCAACAAGCACCAGCAUCGUGAGGACCACGACAAGCGCCGCCACCUCUCCCAUAAGUUCAGCCUAACCCCCGCCGGGGAUUUUAAGUGGAACGGCUCCAUCCACGGCUCCAAGGUGCUGACCAUCUCCACCCUGCGGCUCACCAUCAUCCAGCUGGAGACCAAUGUCCCCGCCCCCUUCCUGCACCCAAACUGGGCCUCGCACAGGACAAACUGGAUUAAAGCGGUGCAGAUGUGCAGUAAGGCUCGGGAGUUUGCCUUGGCGCUGGCCAUCAUGGAGUGUGCCAUCAAACCAGUGGUCAUGCUGCCUGUCUGGAAAGAUGCGCUUGGACACACCAGGCUCCAUCGCAUGACCUCCAUGGAGCGGGAGGAGAAAGAGAAGGGGAAAAAGAGAGAGAAAAAACUGGAGGAUGAGGAGACUAUGCAGCAGGCCACCUGGGUGAAGUACACCAUCCCCAUCAAACACCAGGUGUGGAAGCAGAAGGGGGAGGAGUACAGAGUAACUGGGUACGGGGGCUGGAGCUGGGUCAGUAAGACUCACGUCCAUCGCUUUGUUCCCAGGCUACCAGGGAACACCAACGUCAACUACCGCAAAGCACUCGAAGCAGCUAAAACUGGCAAAGAAAAUGCAACAUCCGGCCCAAACAAACUAAAAUGUUUGCCCAAAGCACCAACAAGCACGGAAAUCCAGGCAAAAGAAGAGUCUACUCCAAUUACUGAAGAAAAAGACAAGGAGGAAACCUCCACCAUGGAGUCAUCUGGGAGCACUUCACCAGGAGAGGGGCAGACUCUGAAAGAGAAGGAAGAGAAAAAUAUCACAGAGAAGGUGGAGGAGAAGAAAGAUGAUCAGGUGGAGGAGAAGACUGAGGACAAGAUGGAUGUUGACUCUAGUCCACCAUACACCUGUCUCAGUGAGGAAAAAGGUAUAGUGGACAGCAAAUGCCCCUCGUCACUGACUGACCCUGCUGUGAAGGAGGAGCCCGGGGAGGAAGAAGAACCUAAGCAGGAGGACUCUGAGGCCAAGCCACCUGUCCGCCCAUUCAACUGGGAUGUGGUGAACGUCAGCGAGGGCUUCCAGCUCCGUACGGCCUACAAGAAGAAGGUGAAGACGUCCAAGCUCGACGGGCUGCUGGAGCGCAGAGUGAAACAGUUCACCCUGGAGGAGAAGCAGAGGCUAGAGCGCCUCAAACAGCAGUCAGCCCUGGCCAAACACACAGUCUCCAAGGAGAAAGUUAAUACAGGGACUCCCACCACCAUCAAGACUGAAGCUUCUACAGCAGACAAGUUAGCAGUGACACCGUGCACUAGUCUGAAAGCUGAGGGACAAGCAGACUCAGUAGUUAAAGACACAAUUGUUAAAAGGCUUGACUUUGACCAGGAGCAGCCAGUGAAAUCCCAGCCCUCAGGAGAGACAGAUAAUCUAGACGUCAGAUUAGGCUCCACCUGUAAACCCCAGGCAGCAGGAGCCACAGGCCCCAACCUCAACACCACAGGGUUGGCCAACCAUGAGAGCAGCGUUCAGGGCAAUGGUGGGGAUGCGUUAUCUCAAACAGAGCUGAAUGGAGGCUCCCAGAAAAGCAUAGACCUCAACAACAAAGUCAAUUUGACAUCUGUAGAAUCGGCUUUAGGUGCGGCUAAACCUCCCAGAGCAGAAGUGACGAUAGCAGGAGAAAACGGUAGGAAGCAAGGUUAUGAGGAGACAGAGCAAGGUAAUGGACAGAGGGAGAUAGAAAGCAUGGACGUAGACCAAAGCAAACAACAUUUAGUGCAGGUGAACGGGAAAGACGCUGUUGACACCAAGGCUCCUGUAGACUCAAAGAUGCACUUAGACCUGGCCAACAAUGUGGACACCAAGGUCAUGCUCCAGACGUUAGAGGGUGAGAUCAAAACACUGCCAGUGAAGGAGCCUGUAAAAUCCAUUAUGAACGGUACUCUCUCUCAGGACGGGUUAAAGGUCAACAACACUGUGUUAGCCACAAGCCCAGCCUUGGCGGACGUAGAGAGAAAGGUUGUGGUGUCCGAGCCUGACUAUCUGCCACCUCAGAAGGUUGCCAGACUGGAGAAUAAUGGCGACAGGGUGGCAGACUCCGUCACGUCGUCAAUGUUAGGGCCUCCCACUGGUGUUCCCACGGUAAGCAACAGCACCAAGUCUGAGCCAAUGGAGAUUGGGCAGACGGCAUCCAAUAAGAUCAGCUUGAGUAACAACACCACAGAGAACAGCAGUAGCAGUACUGGGGUGCUGAAGACCAUCACUCAAGUCACCACAACCACUACUACCACCAUGUCAACAGAGUCUCGCACGGUGCAGAUAGCCGAGGUCUCCAGCAGCACUAAGCCUGCAGUGACGCCUGCUGCAGAGAGCAGUGCUGUGUCCACCCUCACCACCAUGACCAAGACCACCGUCACCAGGGUCAGCUCCCCGACCCUCGGGGCCGCCGAGGAGACCAAGACUGUUGUCACUGCAACGUUGACAGAUGCCAAAUCUGGCCCCUCAGGCUCUUCAGUCACCUCCAUGACAGUCAGUAAGGAGUACUCCACCAGUGACCGUGUCCGGCUGCUAAAGUUCUCCCGCUCCAAGAAGACCCGCUCUGGCACGGCCCUCCCCUCUUACCGCAAGUUUGUCACCAAGAGUAGCAAGAAGAGCAUCUUUGUACUGCCUAAUGAUGACCUGAAGAAGCUGGCGAGGAGAGGGGGCAUCAGAGAGGUACCCAUCUUCAACUACAACGCCAAGCCAGCCCUGGACAUCUGGCCCUAUCCCUCCCCCAGACCCACCUUUGGAAUCACGUGGAGAUACCGUCUCCAGACUGUGAAGUCUCUGGCGGGGGUCAGUCUGAUGCUGCGGCUGCUCUGGGCCUGCCUGAGGUGGGAUGACAUGGCUGUCAAGCCCUCCCCUGCUGUAGGAACCACCCGCACAGAAUCCUCGGAGACGGCAAUCACCACAACAGAGAUCAUCAAGCGGCGAGAUGUGGGGCCGCACGGCAUCCGGUCUGAAUACUGCAUCAGGAAGAUCAUCUGCCCCGUUGGCGUUACCGAUGCUCCCAAAGAAACUCCCACUCCCCAGAGGAAAGGCCUGCGCUCCAGCGCUCUGAGGCCAAAGAAGCCUGAGCCGGCCAAGCAGACUGGGCCCAUCGUCUUAGAGACGUGGGUGGCCGAGGAGGAGCUGGAGAUCUGGGAGAUCAGAGCCUUUUCAGAAAGGGUGGAGAGGGAGAAGGCCCAGGCUGCAGACCAGGCUAAGAAACGGUUGGAGCAACAGAAGCCUGGUGCCACCACCUCCACCUCCACCCCCACCAGCACCCCUACAACCUCAGCCUCUGGCACUCCGGCAUCCCUGACCAGCCAGGUCACCCCGGGGACUAAACUGGUCCUGGCCACCAAGCUGGGGACACCUGUCACAUUCCAGCAGAACAAGAACUUCCAUCAGUCGUUUGCUUCCUGGGUCAAGCAGGGCCAGGGUAGUCCAGGUAUGGUGCAAGUCCAGCAGAAUGUCCUGGGCAUUAUUCCAUCCAGUACCCCAGGCAACCAGCGGACAUACUCCUCAUUCCAGAACCGCAACGCAACCAUCAACAUCAGACCCAACACCUCCACCUCAACCACCACUCAGCCGGUCAUUGCCACCGGAGCCCAGAUCCGUCCGGGCAUGUCGGUGAUCCGAUCGCCCCUGCAGCAGGGCACCACCAUGGGCAAAACCAUCAUCAGAACCCCCUUGAUGAUGCAACAAGGUAUUCUACCAGCCAGCCAGCAGCAGGUGGUGACUCAGAUCAUCCGGGGCCAACCUGUCUCCACAGCAGUUUCCAGUGCCAGCCCUGUGCAGACCAGCGCAGGCCAGAGGAUGCUGGGUGCCGCCCCGUCCCCCCGUCCUGUCACCCCUGCCUCCGGGCAGUCCCCAUCACCAUCCACCCCCCAAGGCGGCCGACCACAGCAGGGCCAGGUCAAACUCACCCUGGCCCAGCUCACCCAGCUAACGCAGGGGGCACAGGGAGGGAACCAGGGUCUCACAGUAGUAAUCCAGGGACAGGGCCAGACCACAGGCCAGCUGCAGGUCAUCCCCCAGGGGGUGACAGUCAUCCCAGGCCCUGGGCAGCAGCUCAUGCAGGCUGCCAUGCCCAACGGCCAGGUGCAGCGCUUCCUCUUCACCCCAGGGGCAACAGCCCAUGUCCCCAACCCCGCCACCACGACCAGUGCUGCUGUCACCCCCGUCACAGCCACCACAACAACACCCUCAGGGCCAGCACUGUCUCAGCCUCCGGUUCAGACUCCCGCCACCUCUCAAGCACCGGCACCACCAGUCCAGCCCCCUCAACAGGCUAUCGCUCGUGUCCAGCCCCCUCAACAGGCUAUCGCUCGUGUCCAGCCCCCUCAACAGGCUAUCGCUCGUGUCCAGCCCCCUCAACAGGCUAUCGCUCGUGUCCAGCCCCCUCAACAGGCUAUCGCUCGUGUCCAGCCCCCUCAACAGGCUAUCGCUCCAGUCCAGCCCCCUCAACAGGCUAUCGCUCCAGUCCAGCCCCCUCAACAGGCUAUCGCUCCAGUCCUGCCCCCUCAACAGGCUAUCGCUCCAGUCCAGCCCCCUCAACAGGCUAUCGCUCCAGUCCAGCCCCCUCAACAGGCUAUCGCUCCAGUCCAGCCUCCUCAACAGGCUAUCACUCCAGUCCAGCCCCCUGCCCUCGUUCCUGCCCCCCCUCCAGUGUCCACACAUCAGACUCAACCCCCUCAGACUCAAGUCCACAUCCCCCUCCAGUCCCCAACUGCAUUACCCAUCCAGCAGAUAGCCCAGAUCCCAACCUCUCCACAACCGGUCCAUAUGAAGACUCUCUCGGUCUCCCCCUCUGUCACCCAGGCCACAGUGAGGCCCAUUCAGGCCCAUGCUCAACUCCAGCCCCAGGUUCCGGCUCAGAUCAGGCCCCAGCAGCAGCUGCAGCUCCACCACCAACCCCAGCUGAUCACAGUGCCGGGGCUGCAGCAGCAGGUCCAGGUGCUGGGCACCAUCCAGACCCACGUUGCGGCCCAGCUCCAGGCCCAGCAGGGUGGGGCGGUGCCCCAGCAGAUCAAGCUGCAGCUGCCUAUCCAGAUCCAGCAGGCAGGAGGCCAGGUGCAGGCCCACCAGAUCCAGAACGUGGUGACCAUCCAGACGGCCAGCGUGCAGGACCACCUGCAGAGGAUCCAGCAGCUCAGAGAGCAGCAGCAGAAGAAGAAGCAGCAGGAGGCCAAAAGGGAGCAGAGCCUGCAGGCCUCCAGCCCCAGCGACAUCAUCCAGAAACAGGUGGUGAUGAAGCAGAAUGCUGUGAUAGAAAAUCUGAAACAGAGGAAGACCAUGACUCCAGCAGAGCGGGAGGAGAACCAGAGAAUAAUCGUCUGCAACCAGGUUAUGAAGUUCAUCCUGGACAAGAUCGACAAGGAUGAGAAGCAGGCGGCUAAGAAGAGGAAGAAGGAGGAGUCUGUGGAGCAGAAACGCAGCAAGCAGAAUGCCACCAAGCUCUCGGCUCUGCUCUUCAAGCACAAAGAGCAGCUCAAGGCUGAGAUCCUGAAGAAGAGGGCUCUACUGGACAAGGAGCUGCAGCUGGAGGUUCAGGAGGAGCUGAGGAGGGACAUCAGCAGGCUGAGGAAGGAGAAGGAGAAGGCCCAAGCUGCAGCCUCUCAGGCAGCCGCUGCCACAGCCCAGGUGGCCUCAUCCCUCUCCCCCACCAUGGCCUCGCCCUCCUCCGCCCACAAACGCAAGAGGGACGACGAGAGGGACUCGUCCUCCACCAAGCCCAAGAAGAAGAAGAUGAUAUCCACUACCUCAAAGGAUCACAAGAAGGAAGUGAAGCUGUACUGUGUCUGUAAAACGCCCUAUGACGAGGCCAAGUUCUACAUUGGGUGCGACCUGUGCUCCAACUGGUUCCACGGUGCGUGUGUGGGCAUCACGGAGAAGGAGGCCAAGAAGAUGGAUGACUACGUCUGUAAUGGCUGCAAGCAGGGCCAGGACUCACAGGACUCAGAGGGCACCACGGAGGAGCUGUACUGCAUCUGCCGGACGCCAUAUGAUGAAACACAGUUUUACAUUGGCUGCGACCGUUGCCAGAAUUGGUACCAUGGGCGCUGUGUGGGCAUUCUGCAGAGUGAGGCCACCCACAUAGACGAGUACGUGUGCCCGCAGUGUCAAUCCACGGAGGACGCCAUGACGGUCCUCACACCGUUAACCGACAAGGACUACGAGGGUUUAAGAAGAAUCCUGCGCUCCUUACAGGCUCACAAAAUGGCGUGGCCGUUCCUUGAACCAGUAGAUCCCAACGAUGCUCCUGAUUAUUAUGGCGUUAUAAAGGAACCGAUGGACCUCUCCACAAUGGAAGACAAAUUACAGAAACGGUAUUACAACAAGCUCACUGAGUUUGUGGCGGACAUGACCAAAGUCUUUGACAACUGCCGCUACUACAACCCCAACGACUCCCCCUUCUUUCAGUGUGCCGAAGUUCUGGAGUCAUUCUUUGUACAGAAGCUCAAAGGUUUCAAAGCUAGCAGGUCUCAUAACAACAAACUACAGACUUCGACCUCUUAGUAUAUACCACAUAUUUGAACAACAAAAAAAUGCACUCUGCGAGAAUUGGGUUAAAUUCUGAACUAUUAAUCUAUGUUGGGACCUGGCUUCUGUGCUUUGUGACCUCCUCCCUCCUUCUGGCCCCACUACUCAGCCCCCAAAGGAAGAUUCUCCCUGUAAGACCAGCAGCGCUGCUCCCACAGAACUGUCAGGUGGAGCUGCUGCCUGCCCACCUCUGCCACAUGGACAUUUGACAAGGGGUUAAAAUGGAGGGUUUGAAUAAAGGCAUUUCUGAAAAAGGUUACCUUGAAGAAAAUACUUUCUUUGGCGAUCUCAUGUUUCCUUUUUUGUUCUUGAUUUGAGUCUUUGUUACCCCUCUAGCCAGUUGAAGAAAUUAAGAAAAGCUUAAGCUUCCAUGCCCAUAAAAACAACAACAUUUGACGCCUGUUUGAACGUUGAAAAAUGUUGAGCUGAGUUGCACUCAGUGUAUCAGAUUGCACAGUGACACUUGUGUGUCUAUACCCUUUCAAUCACUUUAUUAGAGGUGGUGUGAAAGAUACAUCUCAUUGGGAAGGACUUGCUUGAGUUUGGACCUACUAGCUUUUUGGACACUAAUAGUUUGAAUUUCAGUCAAGCUAUGCUGAAAGGAAUAAAGUAUUUGGUAUUAAUUGCCCAGCAGUAAUGACACAAACACAAUAUGUAUUUGAAGGUAUCCUGCCCUGUUUGUAAAACUUGUCAGAUUUUGAAUUUUUGUUUUUGUAUUACAGCUGAAGAGAUUGAUGUAUAUUAAACAUAAUAAAUGGAGAAGACUGAGCUCUCUUCCACUA